UGUAUUUGAAAAUGUGACUACAAUACAUUAACUUGCUCCUGAAUGAUUAGAUAUUGAAGGUACUGAAAUAUAUAAACCAAACUUUAGCUCUGUGUCUGUGCCCAAGAGUUUCACUAACGUUUGUUACUAUUUUUAGUAGGAGGCUUCACAGUUCAGGCGCAAGGAGGCUUUAUCACUUCCAAGACAAUUACAGAGUUGCAUUCUCAUCUGAGAAGUCGAAGGAGGAGGGUCCCAUUUCUAUGCCAGGAAAUGGGGUGGGAGAGGCAGUGAGCCCUUAAGCCUUCCUCAGUUCGCCCAACAGUAAACCCCUAGACAUCUACUUUAGGCGCCUUCUUCCUUCCAAGACCUCUGUGAGCUGAUCAAUGUUCGUCCCAUUUACAGACUAAGAGAACCAGACCACUGCCUUGGGUUCAAGCAUGGCUGUGAGGGCAGAUGGGCAGUACUGAAGACCCAGCCUGGCUCCAGCUGCUUCAGACGGACUCCAGCCUCCCAAGACGCCUCUGCUGCCCACAGGAUGGAAGCCUGGGCACUGAAGGCCCGGCCAUGAGGGACUGCUGCUCCCCAACAAAGGCCAGCCCUACACCCACAAGGCAUCCCCUUGACCAAAGCCUAGGCAUGGACUCUCGACACAGCAGCCCCAGCGGAGCUGGGGAAGGGGCCUCCUGCUCUGAGAGCCCUGCUGGGAGCUUAGCCUGCCCCUCUCCUACCUGCACCUCUCCCCCAGGGGCAACUACCAAGGAGACAGUCAGGGCACAUGGAGCUUUGAUCUCAGGAACCUCAGAAACCACCUUGUCUGGGAAGCCUGAGCCUGUGUCCUCAGCAAAAGCUGUUUCUCUAUCCUCAGAGAACAAAAAUCCUACAUUCUUAGAGAAGAUAGAUUCCAACCCCUUAAAGCAAGCAGAUUCUACUUCCACAGGAAUGGAAGGGGCUGGGUCCUUGAGGAAGGAAGAUCCCAUGCUAACAGAAAAGGCAGAGCCUGCAGUCUGUGGAAAGGGGGAGCCUGUGGCUAUUGGGAGGAUAGAUCUCAUGACUCCAAAGAAAGGCGAUCCUGGGUCCUUGGGAAGAGUAGAUCCAGUGCACUCCAGCAAGAUGGAUACAGUAUUCCUAACAAAGGAGGAGCCCAAGUGUUCCAGAAAAGAGCACCCUAUAUCCUUAGAAAUGGUAGGCCCUGUAUCCACAGGAGAGGGGGAUCUUAUUUCCUUGGGAAAGAAAGAUACUGAGCCCUCAGGAAAGACAGAGCCUGUGUCCUUGGAAGGCACAGAUUCUGCAUCCACAAAAAAGACAGUGCCUGGGUUUUUGGGAAAGCUAACUCCAGGAUCAUCAGGCAAGACAGAGCUUGUAACCUCAAGAACAGUGGCUCCUGCUUCCUCCAAAAGUGUGAAUCCUGCAUGUUCGGGAAUGGCAGAUCCUGCAUCUAUGGGAAAUGCAGAAAUUUCGUCCUCUGCAAAAGAGAACCCUCAGUUUCCUAGAAAGAUGGACCCAGCCUCCUCAGGAGAGGAUGGGUCUGAGUCUGUGAGAAUUACAGAAACACUAUCUGCUAGACAGGUGGAUUGUGUGCUUUCAGGAAAGACAGGGCCCACAUCUGUGAAAAGUACAGGACCUCCAGGCUGGGUGGACCCAGUUUCCUUGGGAAAGGUGGAUCCCGUGUCCUCAGUGAAACCAGAACACUUGUCUUCUCAACAGGCAGAACAUGUGUCUGUGGGAAAGACAGAAGCCCUUUCCUCAGGAAAAGAGGACCCAGUGCCCUCUAUAAGGGUGGACCAUCCCACCACCAUGGGAGACAUAAAAACAUCUGCAAAAGUAAAUCCUGAGUCUUCAGCAAAAACAGACCCUGUGUCUUCAAGUCCAGGGGACCCCAGGUCUCUGGGGACAUGGGGAUCCCUGUCUGCAGCAAAAGCUGAUGCAGUGACUGAGGGGAAAGGAGGCACACAGUCUUUGGAGAAGGCAGGUCCCACAGCCUCAGAGAAGGCUGAUGCCCUAGCCUCAAGCAAAGUGGGUUCUGCGGGUAGAGGAAAAGCAGAAACUGCUGUCUUUGGAGAAGUGGACUCCAUGUCUUUAGGAAAAGUGGCCCCAACAACUUCAGGAAAAUCAGUCUUGGUAUCCCCAGGGAAAGUGGAUCUCAUGGCCUCUGGAAAAGCUGAAGGCAUUCCAUCUGUAAAGGUGGAUUCUCUGUCUCCAGAGAAGAAUAAUCCUGUGAACUCCACAAAGGUGGAAGCCAGGGCCUUAGGGAGUGCUGAGCCCAUGACUGGUGCAAAGGCAGAAACCCAGCCUCCUGGGCAGCAUGGUGCCACAUCCUCCGGAAAAGUGGAGGCACUGCCUUCUCAAAAGGAGCAGUCACAGGCCCCUGGGAAAGUGGAUCCCUCAGGAAAAGCCGACCCUCCUGCGCCUGGAGAGGUGGAGCCUGUGUUCCUGGGGAAGUCCGACUCUGCAUCUCCAUCUCCAAGAAAAACAGAGUCCCAGAUCUCAGGGAAGAUGGCCCCUCUGUCUCUGGAGAAGACCGGGUCCUCUUUCCGGCAAUCAGAUGGUAAACCGUGCAGCUCAGCCCUGUCUCCGGGGGAUGCCAGGAGCCGGGCCCUUACUGAGCCAGUGCACUCCGCCAGCACUGAGGUCUCCAGCCUCGGCCAGAAAGACUCGGCGGCCGCUGCGGCUCUGAAAAGUCCCGGCGCGGAGGUUGCAGCGCCAGGGCCACGGACUCGUGACAACUUCACCAAGGCACCGUCGUGGGACGCGGACGCUCCGCCGCCGCGCGAGGACGCGGGCACCCAGGCGGGCGCGCAGGCCUGCGUCUCGGUAGCAGUGAGCCCCAUGUCUCCGCAAGACGGUGCGGGAGGCCUGGCCUUCAGCUUCCAGGCGGCGCCACGGGCGCCCAGCCCCGCGCCCGGGCCGCCCUCGCGCCGGGACGCGGGCCUACAGGUAUCUCUGGGCGCAGCGGAGAUGCGCUCCGUGGCCACCGGGCCCAUGACGCCGCAAGCCGCCGCCCCGCCCGCCGCCCCGCCCGCCUUCCCCGAGGUGCGGGUGCGACCCGGCUCGGUCCUGGCGGCCGCCAUGGCACCCCAGGAGGCCGCGGAGCCGGUGCGCGACGUUAGCUGGGACGAGAAGGGCAUGACCUGGGAGGUGUACGGUGCAUCCAUGGAGGUGGAGGUGCUGGGCAUGGCUAUCCAGAAGCAUCUGGAGCGCCAGAUAGAGGAGCACGGCCGCCAAGGGGCGCCGGCGCCGCCACCCGCAGCCCGCGGGGGUCCCGGCCGGGCUGGCUCCGUGCGUGCGGCGCCGGCGGAUGGAGCCGCCAAGCGCCCACCAGGUCUGUUCCGCGCAUUACUGCAGAGUGUGCGCCGGCCGCGAUGCUGCUCACGGGCAGGACCCACCGCCGAGUGAUCUGUCCCCAUUUUGUAGGCCCGGGUUUUCAACCUUCUCAGGCUCCUUUCUUGACGCCAGGCCCCUAAAAGCCACCCCCACUCCCACCCCGAAAUGUGUCAGGCCUCCAAGGAGUGGGCAGUCUCUAGGGGCUUCUUUCCAGUCCUCUUUCCAAGCACUGAUGAACCUCCUCUACCCAAUCCCCUUGUGCCAUGAGCCCACAAACCCAGCCCUGACACCCCCGUGUCCUCACAGCCCUUUACUUCCUCGGGUAAUACCCUGAGCACAGGGACCUGCUCCCAUCCCUCCUCUCCCCUAGAGCUGAGACAGGCUCCUGAGGUGGCCAGAAUGGUGCUUUGAGGCCUCUGUUGGGGUCAGGUCGCCAGAACUGGAAAAAGACUGCAUGCACAUCUUUAAGUGUUUCUCCACAUGUGCCAGGAUUGGUGUUGAGACCACCAGAUUCAAAAGCUCCGAAUGGGAGGCCCAGGGCAGCCCGGGUGAGUCUCUAAACGGUGAGCAAUGAAUCGUCUCCACACACUGCCAGCCCGUGGCCAGGGCAACUCUUGCAUACUGUUGGUGAUCCUUCCCCAUUCCAGUCGCUUCCCACCUAGCCCAGGGCCCUAGCCCUAUCUCCUCUCCCACCCAGUCACCUUUCACAGUUCCCAUAAAGGCCAAAGGCUAGGAGUGUCCUGGGGCUCAGCUGAGAAGAGAGAGUCACAAAAAGGUCAGAGGGUCUCAGUCAGGACUGGAGGUCAUAGUCAGACUCAUGGAAGAUCUCAGGCUGCUGGCUGCCUGGGUGACAGCUGGUCUUGGGUGUUGGGGACAGGGUGGAGAGCUUAUUUGACACCCACAGUUGUCUUUUAAAAGUCUCCCCAACGCCCCCCUCCUUGUCCUCUUUGUGCUGUGAGUCCCUUGUAACCACUCAGUGCCCUGGUCCCCAUUCCCUCUAGCCUCAGUUUUUGGCUACAAACUGUCCCAGUACACAUUGGUAAUAAAAAACCUUUCCCCCAA
Messenger RNA from Nannospalax galili (Upper Galilee mountains blind mole rat), 4362 nucleotides. RefSeq names its product G protein regulated inducer of neurite outgrowth 1 (gene Gprin1). Gene Ontology annotation, biological process: neuron projection development. Lineage: Eukaryota; Metazoa; Chordata; Mammalia; Rodentia; Spalacidae. The transcript is spliced from 2 exons. The record is from RefSeq and is a predicted model, not a curated record. The coding region runs from base 433 to 3372 and encodes 979 amino acids. Gene Ontology annotation, cellular component: plasma membrane.